AUGCAUCCCUCUCGCCCCACCUACUACUCUGUCCAGCGCCAGCACGGCGCGGGCUCGCGACACGCCUCGUCGCGCGGCCCUCAUGCUUAUGGCACAUACACUGCUUUGUCGCCAGGCGCCCACGAUGGGCUGAUCGAUAACUCUGGCCAAGGCAAGCUGGUGCGCAACCACCCUUCUCAAGCCUCGUCUUCGCCGUCGCAUUAUCCUCAACCCCCGUACGGUGGUAUGCAGGGCCUGUACGAUGUGGACCCUCGUCCUAUGGCGGCGUCUGCCCCAUACCCUUCAGCGACCUCAUACACGGCGCCCGACCACUACAUCGGAGGGUCUUCUCUACCGGCAGGUCUUGCUAUAUCGGAGCCUUCGACGUCGACCAUGGGAGCGGUCUCACCCGGCUCUUACAACGUCAACCCCUACGCGCCAGCUACCCCCGGGGACUUCCUACCCUCCCCGAUCUCGCCGUAUAUGCCUCCGACCUCCUCCACGCCCUAUGACUACUACUCCAGCUCCUCACCGCACCAAUACUCCCCACCAUCCUCCUAUGAGUCCGCUCAUCAGGCCCACUAUCCCUAUGGCAUGCCGGCCACGAUGUCUCAUUACGACCCCGGUAGCCCUUCCGCUCUCUCGUCUGACGGCUCGUCGGCGGUACACUCCAGCCCCGAGCAACGGUCUAGCGAAGUCCGUCACCCAUGCGAGCACUGCUCACGGACCUUCACGCGGCAGCACGACCGUCGGCGACACAUCGAGAGCGUUCAUAAGAACCAGACUGUCCAAUGCGACAAGUGUCUCCGUACUUUCACCAGGCUCGACUCGUGCCAGCGGCAUACCGACUCUGGCAACUGCACGCCGGCGCCGCGCAGGGUGCGGAAACGCACCUGA
This is a messenger RNA of Schizophyllum commune H4-8, 876 nucleotides long. RefSeq lists its product as uncharacterized. The transcript is spliced from 3 exons. The coding region runs from base 1 to 876 and encodes 291 amino acids. The record is from RefSeq and is a predicted model, not a curated record. NCBI's taxonomy places the organism in Eukaryota, Fungi, Basidiomycota, Agaricomycetes, Agaricales, Schizophyllaceae.